AUGCCGGAGCAGAUCUGCUAUGCUAAAUUGGAUGAUGAAUUACCAGGGAGUAAAUCUGUUUUAAAAUGGAAAACAUCAACUUAUUUUUUGUCAUCAUUACUUUAUGCAAUUCAGACUGAAUAUGUAAAACAAGCUUUAUUGAAUAUUCUGAGGAGAAAUUACAAUAUUACAGUUGAUAAGAAUGUAUACUUGCUAAUUCAUUUCAAUGAACCAUUGAUUAGUGAAAUUGAUUAUAAAUGGAACUACAGAAUUUGCUCAAUUUGUAUUAGAGGUUUAGAGCUAGAGAAGUCGUUAUGGAUUUUGUCUACUUUUGGUGGUGCUGUAUCAGCUAUGGGUGAUUAUUAUAAGCAUUUCGCUAAAAAAGCAGAACUUAUUUCCUACAAUCAACUACAACUUGCUAUUAGUAUUGGUGAUCCGGUUCUAAUUUCACGCUGUAAAUUAUAUAUUUCGAUCAGUUUAAUGCAAACAAAAAAAUAUCGUGCAGCUGCGAAAAUUAUUCGCCGACAAUAUAGCAUUGCAAAAGCGUUAAAAAAUCAAUUUCUAUUUCAUUGCUGUGAAGGAGUAUGGAUGAAAUUGCGUGGUAUAAUCGAAAACUCUAGACAGAUAACCUAA
Molecule: messenger RNA, 612 nt
Organism: Brugia malayi
Lineage: Eukaryota; Metazoa; Nematoda; Chromadorea; Rhabditida; Onchocercidae
Exons: 5
Coding region: 1-612 (203 amino acids)
Source: RefSeq, a predicted model, not a curated record